Solenopsis invicta (red fire ant) is the source of this 1101-nucleotide messenger RNA. Its product is annotated as transmembrane protein 186. The transcript has 2 exons. Gene Ontology annotation, cellular component: mitochondrion. The record is from RefSeq and is a predicted model, not a curated record. The coding region runs from base 155 to 772 and encodes 205 amino acids. NCBI's taxonomy places the organism in Eukaryota, Metazoa, Arthropoda, Insecta, Hymenoptera, Formicidae.
CUGGCGGUAGUGUACAGGUUUCGACGUCUUCGAUGGUUCCACAGAAAAGACCGACAUGCCUGUGAUGGCCGCUCUUAGGUUUCUCUCUGGUGAUUGCUAUAUUGCAACUUUCGCAAAUUUUUAUUCGCAUAGUUUACUAUGAUAGGAGCUUCCAAUGUAUCCCCGACUCUUGUUGAAAUUUUGCGAACGAUCGUUAUACCGAAUUUCGAGCGGCGUUAGAUUGAACGUCAGAAGAUUAGGUCAUGUUGCGAAUAGGGAUGAGAAAGAACGAGAGGCAGAACCUGUCUCUAUGAAAUUUCCCGAUUAUAAAGUGAUCUACGUAUUUCCUUUUGUCAAACAUGUGUCUGGUAUAAAUGGUGUGAAACGCCGAUUUACUAUGUUCGCCGCAAUAGCCACUCCUGUGAUCUUUGGACUUCACCUGGCCAGUAUUUUGCCCAUCGACAUAACUGUUGUGUCGAUAACAACUGGAGUUUUUACAACAAUGUGGAUGCAUUCUCUUGGAAUUUUCUGUAACAACCUUGUAGGAUAUAUAUACUUAAAAUUGGAUGAAGGAAAAGUGAUUCUAUCUUAUAUUGACUAUUGGGGAAAAAGGAUAGAUUUGCAGACUUCUAUCAACGAGAUUAUUCCUAUGUCAGACAAUCCGAUCAGUAUCACUGAUGCUCUAUACAGAAAAAUAAUGCUCUCCUCACGAGAGGGGUAUUUAAAGAUAAAUUUAAAGUUGGGACGAAUAACCGAUGUUGAAAAUUUUAAAUGCAUUCUAGGAACGCCUUAAUGAUUUUAUAAAACUUAUAAAGUAUUUCCAUAAAAAGUUAUUAAGUUUCAAAAGUUUAUUUAUACAUUAUUUAUAGAACCUAUCUUACUUAUAACCAUCUGAAGUGUGCAUAAGCCCGAUUAUCUUGGCAUUUUUUGUGUAACUCUAGCUUUGUCUUCACUGCAUGACCCUGAAACAUUAAAUAUCAUUGUAACGCAUUGCUAAAAAUUUCCAAAUUGCAAGAACUUUCUUGUAUAUUUUGAAUUGCAAGCUUUUAAACAGUUUGUAUAUUGUGAUAUAGUAAUAAUUAUACAUUUUUAUUGCAAAAUAUAUGCAAAUUAUAAACCUGA